AUGUUUUUUUUUCGAAGGUUUUAUGGUAUUCAGAGGAAAAAUAAUUAUUUGAACAAGGUUAAUAUUGGUAAAAGUGCUGGAAAAUUUGUAUUUAAGAAGGCUAAUAUGGUUGAAGUUAAGAAUCCUGUUGUUUGGAUUGAUUGUGAAAUGACUGGUUUGAACCAUGUGAAUGAUCAUAUAAUCGAGAUUUGUUGUAUUGUUACUGAUGGCGAUAUGAACGUUGUUAAAGACCCUGGGACUGGCGAGGAUAAUGUUUAUGAAAGUGUUAUUCAUUACGAUGAGGAAGUGAUGUCCAAGAUGAAUGAAUGGUGUAUUGAUCAGCAUGGCAAAAGCGGGUUAACCGAGAAGGUUUUAAAGUCUAAUAAAUCUUUAAGUAGGGUUCAACAAGAACUUAUUAGACAUGUUAAGAAAUAUAUCCCUGAGCCAAACAAGGGUGUCCUAGCUGGUAAUUCGGUUCACAUGGAUAGGUUAUUCUUGAUUAAUGAGUUCCCAAGCUUGAUCGACCAUCUUUUUUAUAGAAUUAUCGAUGUUAGCAGCAUCAUGGAGGUUUGCAGAAGACAUAACAAUCCUUUGAAUUCUGUGGUCCCUAAAAAAAUAUCAAGCCAUACUGCAAAAAGCGAUAUAAUUGAAAGUAUUAAACAACUUAAGUGGUACAUGAAACAUUAUUUCAAAAGUACCGAAGAGACAAAAGAUUUCGUUAAAGAACAAGAAGAUAAUAUAGCCAAAUUAGAGAAACAAGACUUAAAAUCAAAAGAGUUAGCAGAAACUGCUAAUACAGAAAAAGCUGAAUAA
Vanderwaltozyma polyspora DSM 70294 is the source of this 792-nucleotide messenger RNA. RefSeq names its product Rex2p (gene REX2). Bases 1 to 792 code for a protein of 263 amino acids. Gene Ontology annotation, molecular function: 3'-5'-RNA exonuclease activity; nucleic acid binding. Lineage: Eukaryota; Fungi; Ascomycota; Saccharomycetes; Saccharomycetales; Saccharomycetaceae. Gene Ontology annotation, cellular component: mitochondrion. The record is from RefSeq and is a predicted model, not a curated record. The transcript has a single exon.